Molecule: messenger RNA, 2076 nt
Organism: Trichoderma breve
Lineage: Eukaryota; Fungi; Ascomycota; Sordariomycetes; Hypocreales; Hypocreaceae
Product: ankyrin repeats (3 copies) domain-containing protein
Exons: 1
Coding region: 1-2076 (691 amino acids)
Molecular function (GO): protein binding
Source: RefSeq, a predicted model, not a curated record
AUGCUAGCCCCAGGCAUGAUGGAAGAAGACACAAUCACCGUGGAAGGAAGCAGCAGAAUCAACAUGCUCACGGGGAAAAGCGAAUGCACAAUGGAGGAGACGAACAGAAAACCUGCGCUGCUUCGCAUUCCAAAUGAAAUCAUCGGACAGAUCGGAGCAUACCUCGAAGAAAAGGGCGAUAUUGCUGCUUUCGUGAGGACAUGCCGUCUCUUCAACGUCAUGUUUGGCGAUGUUUUAUACCAGCGAGAUCAGAUGUAUCAUAAGUACAAGCAAGAUUCCUGCCUCACGUGGGCCGCCAACCGGGACAAGGUAGACACCCUUAAGAGAGCUAUCAAAGCCGGCAUCCGCUUGAAAGACCACCCAUAUCUCAUUUUCGUUGUCUCGUGCACUGGAAGCCCCAAAUGCGCUGAGCUGGUGCUGUCGACUCCUGGAAUCAACCCAAUGGCUGAAGACGAUCGAGGGUGGACACCCAUCACCCUCGCUGCUAGCUUUGGGCACGCCAACAUUGUCAAGAAGUUGGUAGAGCAUGGAGCUAGCUGUACAGCGCUUACAAGCUUUGGCUGGUCACCCAUCAGCGUGGCCUGUUGCCGUGGGAGCCUCGGCGUUGCGAAGCUCUUGUUAGACGAGUAUGGCGUGUCGAUGGAGGGCGAUUACGGGAUCAACUGGUCAGCGCUGAGGUCGGCCGCUACUUUCGGCCACGCAGACAUCCUGACCUAUCUUCUCAAACGAGGGGCUGAUCCAACCCCCGAGGCGGGUGGUUGGAGUUGUCUGCACAUAGCAGCUGAUGGCGGACACACCGAGGCAGUACAAGUGCUUCUUGGCCACGGUUUCAACCCUUCAGCUGUUGCAGACGAAAACGGCUGGACUCCCUUAACCCUUGCCGCCGACAAAGGACAUUACGAUACAGUUGAGCUGCUAUUGGAUCGAGGUGUUAAUACCGAGCAGAGAUGUACCAAUCGAUGGACAGCUCUCUGCAUGGCUGCAAACCGCGGCGACCUGAGAAUGGCCAUGCUCCUGGUUAGCCGUGGAGCAGAUGUCAUGGCCAAGGCCGUCGGUGGGUGGAGUCCUAUAACACUGGCUGCCACAAAUGGCCACCUGGAUAUAGUCAAUCUAUUGCUCGCCUACGGGGCUGACAUUCAUAUGAAGACCCUGUCGGGUUGGACGCCGCUCAUGGCAGCUUCGGACGGCGGCCACGCCUCACUGGCCAACAUCCUCCUCAUCUGCGGAGCUGAUGUGCGGAACAGCAGCACAACAGGGUGGAAUUCUUUGAUUUGCGCUGCAGAUGGCCGUCACUUGCAGACCUCGAGGAUCCUCUUAAGCCACGGUGCCGAUAUCAUGGCUACCACUAUCGCAGGUUAUACCCCAGGUAUCAGAGCAGCCUAUGCAGGAAGUUACCGUCUGUUGAACAUAUUUCUCAAGACGAAGGGUUUCCGGCUUGAUCACCUGGAUACCCUAGGUCGCUCGGCAUUCUUCCACGCCGCGAUGCGAGGGCACACAAAGGUAAUCAAGAGGCUAUUACCCUUGACCAGCAUGGCCAACGCGAGAGACAAGUUUGGGUCGACUCCCAUCUUCGCGGCUGCUAGAAACGGACACCGCAAAGUGGUGGAGCUUCUCAUCAACGAAGGUUUUGCAGAUUUUGCCGAGAGAGACUUUCUGAACUGCACUCUUUUUGCCCACGCCCAGCGAUCUAAUAGGAGGCAGUUUGUCAAGUACCUCAAGAGGCACGCCAAGCAAGCCAACAUCCCCAUCUGGCUGGAGGAUCCGGCGGGCAAAAAGACACAGCACAGGUGGGAUCACGCAACAUGCCACUGCAACGUCUGCGGCCGAGCCAGUGUCCAUGUGGAGCAGGCGUAUGUCUGCGAAGACUGCAACGGCGGCAUGGUGCUUUGCGCGGAAUGUAUCAACGCGGGCCAGACGUGUAAUAACAUCAACCACAUUUGGACCGCGCAUCAUUGUAUGUGGAACGACGACUUUGGCUGGACGCCGCCUUAUUGUUUGGCCGAUGCCAAUUUACGCAAGAUUAUUGAAGUUGAUGAUAAUGGGGAUGCACUUACAGAUGUGGAAGAGGAAGUAUAG